ACCAUAUAUGGAUUGGAUUUAGAAUAUUAGAUCGUGGAAAUAGAUACUCACAAACAACAUAGCUCCCAUCAUUGUUUGAACUUUGUACCACCUAGCUAGUUCCUUGAAAACUCUUUCUUUAGCAUCCAGAUCAUCAUGAGUUUUCUUUCCAAGAGUUCUAGCCAAGGGGCUUCCAAAGGCUCUAAAGCACCGCCUUCUAAGCAUGUUUCAAAGGGUGAUGAAGGUACAGGAUCAUCGUUUCCCAGCAUCUCCUCCAAUAUGAAAAAUCUCUUCGGGAGAAGGUCUAAAGGCAGUAAGGCAAGUAGCGACUCUCAACAACCAUCUCCAAAUAAUGAAAAUCCAGAACCGGCCUUCUCACAGGCUGGUAAAACCACGUUUAAACCGAAGAAUCUUAGCAUCUUUUCGGAGGAAGAAAGUCAAGCUUGGACAAUUUCUGAAAGCUAUAGGGACGGUCCUGCAGAGCUGCAAGAGGUGUGUUGGCUUGAUGUAACUGGUUCAAUGACUGCUACCAAAGGGAAGGCGUAUGAAAUUAGCUUCAUAUUAUCCAUGAAUGAAAAGAAUUCCUUUGGCUGGGAAGAUCCUGUUUAUGUGAUGGCAAGGAUAGGAGAGAAGGGAGAGUAUACGCGCGUAAAAAUAGAUCUAUCGAAGUUAGGCCUGAAAGAAGAGGAAUUUCCAGAGGAGAAGUGUCGGGUUGAUUUUAGAAGUGAUGAAAACUCUGAAAAUAAUAAGAAAACACUCUAUUUUGGCUUGUAUGAGGUGUGGACUAACCACUGGAAGGGUGGUCUACGGAUCCAUGAGGCCAUUGUUCGGGAAGUAACAGCUGAGGAUUCUGCUUCUACGUCUAAUACCCGUUCGGACGACUCCAAAGUGCAAGAAGUAACAGCUGACAAUUCUACUUCAGCAUCUGAAAGCGCUCUGGACAAAGGCUGUUUUGAGGGUCAAAAUCUAUUUCCAAUGCCUACUUCCAGGAAUUUUCAGUGAUUUGAUUUCUAAUCCGGAUCUCCAUCUGACUAUUUAUCUGUUUUUCGUAAGUGUCAUAUUUCAAGUUAUUUUCAUUUUCUUAGUCAGCGCAUCUAUGGCAAACUUAUAUUAUACAAUGUUAAGACCCCAGUUAUUUGGUUAUGGAUUGAAUAAGAACUAUAUAUAGACUUAA
Messenger RNA from Populus euphratica (Euphrates poplar), 1153 nucleotides. RefSeq names its product protein PHLOEM PROTEIN 2-LIKE A9-like. The transcript is spliced from 5 exons. Lineage: Eukaryota; Viridiplantae; Streptophyta; Magnoliopsida; Malpighiales; Salicaceae. Bases 136 to 981 code for a protein of 281 amino acids. The record is from RefSeq and is a predicted model, not a curated record.